AUGACUAUCAGCAUUGCCGAGGAGUAUGCCCAGCUCAUGAAGCACAAUGGCAAAGGUAGCCAUUUCCUAUACACCCCUCAACCAUUCAGUGAGCUCCACCCCGGUGCGGUCGGCUUUUUCGAUGAAAGCGGACAAUGGCAUCUGAUUACCGACCUUUCAAUUCCCGGCCAUCCUGAGGAGAAAGGCUUCACGGCUCCUAAAAAGGUUGUUACCUACGGGAAACCCACAGAGGACAUCUGGAAGACCACAAGUUCGAGCAAAGAAGCCGAGGCUAGCUUUGGACUCACAGGAGGUCUUUCGGGGGCUCUUUCCUCUGCCCCGAUUGAUGUAUCUGCCGAAGCGAAGAACAAAUGGGGCAAUACUGGCAAAGCUGCUCUCAUCACAGACGAUUCUGUUGUCGUCAACGAGUGGUUAAACACUCCAUGCAGAGACAUUAUCACAGAAUGGGUAGAGAAAAACGCGAAAACACUCGCCAGCGGGGAGUGGCGUAGCUAUAUCAAAGACUAUGGACUAUGGGCUAUCAAAAAAACAUGGGCGACUCAAGAAUGUGCCAUUACUAUGACGAGUGCCCAUAACCGAGAUACCAGCGGAGGAUUUGAUGUUGGAGCCACUGGUAUUGCAAAGGUCGGGACCAAUGGCUCGUCAACUUCCAAGAGCAACAAUGAGGGAUGGAGAAAAUACAAAGCUACAAAGGAGGAAAUAGCACGUGUAGUCGCUUACGGUGGAGCCGCUUUCAGGCUUCACAAACUUCCAUCGUUCCACCGCAGCAUAUUCAAACAAACUGAAAGAACGACUGAAACCCAGACGGCUGUCGCAGUAUAUUCGAAGCCCGUUUUUGACGAGAACGGAAAUGAGAUUGGAACGGAGUACUUCAGGCCCGUAUUUGAUGAGAACAAGCAGGUGAUCGGAGAGGAGAAGGUUGACAUGGAAGCUGAGAGGAAAGCAAGAGAAGAGAAGGAGAAGCGACUGCAGGAAGAGCUGCAGAAGCAGCUGGAAGAGCAGAGGCUAAAGGAGGAAGAGGAAGAGGAAAAUGCAUUCUACUUCCAAGCUGGUGAAGUCGUUGGGGAAGACGACGAGGAGGCUGAAGCAGAGGAAGAGGCAGUCCGUGCGCUAGCAGAGGAGCGCAAGGUAUUCAAGGAGCAAGUCAUGGCUAUCAGACAAAACCCCAAUCUUACCGAGGAGCAGAAGAGGAAGGGACUGAACGCGCUGUUAGCUGCGAAUACCACUGAGACCACGGAGACCGUGCCCCUCGCGACGACUGAGACCCCGGACGGGAAGCCGGUGGAGAUUGUGACCACUACUAUCACUCUGAAGGAUUAA
Penicillium longicatenatum is the source of this 1320-nucleotide messenger RNA. RefSeq lists its product as uncharacterized. The record is from RefSeq and is a predicted model, not a curated record. The coding region runs from base 1 to 1320 and encodes 439 amino acids. The transcript has 3 exons. NCBI's taxonomy places the organism in Eukaryota, Fungi, Ascomycota, Eurotiomycetes, Eurotiales, Aspergillaceae.